Messenger RNA from Camelina sativa (false flax), 318 nucleotides. The record is from RefSeq and is a predicted model, not a curated record. Lineage: Eukaryota; Viridiplantae; Streptophyta; Magnoliopsida; Brassicales; Brassicaceae.
AUGGAGAAGAUACAAAAGCUGGUCUCCGAGAAACCUCUAGUGAUUUUCAGCAAGAAUUCGUGCUGCAUGUCUCACACAAUCAAGACUCUCUUCCUCGACUUUGGUGUGAAUCCAACGAUUUAUGAGCUCGACGAGAUCAAAAAAGAAAAGGAUAUAGAGCAAGUAUUGGCUCAACUCGGCUGCAGCCCAACUGUGCCAGUGGUUUUCAUAGGUGGGCAGCUGGUAGGUGGAGCCAAUCAAGACUAUCAAGUCAUGAGCCUCCAUCUCAAUCGUUCUCUCGUCCCAAUGCUUAAGCACGUCGGAGCGUUAUGGGUUUGA